Messenger RNA from Verticillium alfalfae VaMs.102, 546 nucleotides. RefSeq lists its product with no specific name. The transcript has a single exon. Lineage: Eukaryota; Fungi; Ascomycota; Sordariomycetes; Glomerellales; Plectosphaerellaceae. The coding region runs from base 1 to 546 and encodes 181 amino acids. The record is from RefSeq and is a predicted model, not a curated record.
AUGCCGUACCUGCAGGAGAAGACGUCUCUCUCCAACGUCCUCUUCUGGGCGAGCCUGUCGUACGGCUUCAAGCUCCUGCAAGCCAGCCUCCUCGGCGACACGACGGCCACGCGUGUGGCGUGGGAGGUCUUCGGGACGAUCCCGCCGCUCCAACCGGGCCGAGACGUCCUGCAAGGGCUGCACGCGCGUCUGCGCUUCCGCGGCGCCGGCACCCUCGAUGCCGAUCAUCCGGGGAACAAUCCGGACGUUGCGCUGCGGUUCCACGAGAUGAUGGUCGCGGCGUGCGAGGCCAACGGCACACCGAUCGACACGUUUCUCCCGCCGCCCGCCAUUGAGACGCUGCUGCGCGCGAGGCUCGGCACGCGCUAUCAUCUGCUGGAGCAAGGGCUGCACGAUGGCGGCGACCCGGGGGUGAGGACCGUGGUCUGCGCAUUCGUGGGAGACAUGGUGAAGGGCAGCAUCUGCCUCGGGGACGGACCGCGCUGGACGGCGGACCGAGCCACGGCCAUGCUCGAUGCCUUUCACAGGCGGCUGGCGCUUGCGUGA